Rhincodon typus (whale shark) is the source of this 1490-nucleotide messenger RNA. Its product is annotated as four and a half LIM domains protein 1-like. The coding region runs from base 1 to 546 and encodes 181 amino acids. Lineage: Eukaryota; Metazoa; Chordata; Chondrichthyes; Orectolobiformes; Rhincodontidae. The transcript has 4 exons. The record is from RefSeq and is a predicted model, not a curated record. Gene Ontology annotation, molecular function: transmembrane transporter binding. Gene Ontology annotation, biological process: muscle organ development.
AUGGUGUCAGCAGUGUGGUCUCUCUCUCUCUGUGCAGGGACGAAGAGUUUUGAGUACGGGGGCUCACACUGGCAUGAACGCUGCUUCACAUGCAGCCGCUGUCUUAAGGAGAUCGGCACUUCCAGCUUUGUCCCAAAGGGAGACGAGAUCUACUGUAUCUCCUGUAACGAGAAGAAAUUUUCCAAGCACUGUGUCCACUGCCGAAAGACCAUCACCAGCGGAGGACUGACCUAUCGUGAUGAGCCUUGGCACACAGAGUGCUUUGUGUGUAAGACAUGCCGGAAACAGCUGGGUGGUCAGCGAUUCACUGCACAUGAGAACUUUCUCUACUGUGUUGACUGCUACAGUAACUUCAUUGCCAAGAAGUGUGGUGUUUGUCACAAGCCGGUGACUGGGUUUGGAGGAGCUGAGGUUGUAACCUAUGAAGAACGUCAAUGGCACAGCGACUGCUUCAAGUGCAAGAAGUGUUACAGCUCCCUUAUCAACAAGCGUUUUGUUACCCACAACAGGGAUGUGUACUGCCCCGACUGCGCAAAGUCCCUGUAAAUCCUGGCUCAUGCCACUCAGUAAUGCAAAACACUUGAAUGGCACUUGCUGUUCAGAUCCAUUAACCUGUUAUUGCAAAGCUUUAGAAAGUAACCAAAUGCUUUUAAGGCAGUACAAUAGCACUUGCUUGCAAUCGUUUCAGAAUUUCUUUACUAUGACAGUCGUAUUUCCAGCAAUGCUAAGUAUUAACCUCCAGCAUGGAAAAUAGCUAAAGGUUUCAAAUAAAAUCUUAAGUUUAAUUCAAAUGGCUGCAAUAAUUUUGUGACUUUAUAAAUGAGCUUCUUAAAACUGUAAAAAUAAUAAAAAGCUUGAAUAAUACUUAAUCAUAUACGAUGCUUUUGACUCUGUACUACUGUGGUAUUUGACUGCAUGCAUUACUCACCCAGGCAUCUUGUCACUUCAGGGGUCGGUUUUUUUUUCUUGCAAUGAAAUGUACUGGUUUAAAAUUUAAAUCAGUUUCCAUCCCAUAAUACCAUAUGCAGGAUGCUGCGGAACUAUGAUUGCUUUGAGAUAUUUUCGUAUAUGAUGUGGAUCACAUACAAUUCAAGCUGUAUCAGGCUUCCAUGUCGAUACUGAAAUGUUCUUCCAUGGUGAUACUAAACAAUUUGGAUAGCAGACUGAUGUUUUUUGUUUUUAUCCAGCCUCAAAACAAUUAAUGUUUUAAACACACAACUGUGCAGGCGUGAAUGUUCUUGUUUAUAUUCCAGUGAAUACACAUUUGUUCAGUAUGUACCUUUGGAUUUGUUUGCACACUAAUGAUAGUUAGACUCCAAUUUACUGUUGCUUUUGCAAUGACUAACCAUGUUUGCCAUGUGGAAAUAUGUAAAUGGAAUAGUGUGUGACCUCAUAGCAUGCGGGGUCACUAUCCAAUUCAGUACCUGGACAAUCAAUGAAUUAUUUGCAGCAUGAUGACACUGUGCCUUAAUAAAAGGCUUUCAAACCUC